Molecule: messenger RNA, 2502 nt
Organism: Diatraea saccharalis (sugarcane borer)
Lineage: Eukaryota; Metazoa; Arthropoda; Insecta; Lepidoptera; Crambidae
Source: the annotation of a GenBank genome assembly
GACAUUUUGUGUGUGCUUCUGGAAGUAAAAGGCGAUUGUGACGAAUCUCAUAGUUUCAUUAAUAAUACAUGGCGCAGCUUUCAAAAUGAUGCAGUGCAAUCUACCUGAAAAAUUGGUUUUGUCAGGUAACUUGGCAGAGAACUGGCGAGUUUUCAAGCAAGCCCUCGACAUUUAUUUAGUAGCUGCAGGUUUAGAAGAAAAAUCUGAUAAGAGGAAACUUGCCAUAUUUCUUAAUUUUGUGGGAGAGGAAGGUCUAAAAAUCUACAAUAAUUUCAACUUGAAAAAAGAGGAAGACACGUUCGAAAAUGUAUUGCAAGAAUUUGAAAAAUAUUGUCAACCCAAGAAAAAUGUACUCUACAGUCGAUACUUGUUUUAUAAAAGACAACAGAUGGAGGGUGAACCUUUUGACAAAUUCUUAACCGAAGUGACUAAAUUGGUAAAAGAUUGUAGUUUUAAAAUUGAGGAAGAGGCACUCCGAGACAAGUUAGUAUUGGGAACGUCAGAUACAAGAUGUCAGAGUAAGUUAUUAGUCGAAGGAGAAUUAUCCUUAGAUGAGGUCAUAAAAAGGUUGAGAGUUGCAGAAUUAGACAGGAAGCAAAUACAAGAAAUUCAGUUGAAGGAAUCAAAUUCACUGGUGGUUGAUGCAGUAAAUAAAAGUAAAGCAUUGGAUGAAAGGGUGAUAAAAUGUAAGUGGUGUGGUCAACAGCAUGUUGCCAAAUUACAAAAAUGUCCUGCGAGGGGGAAGGAGUGUACUAAAUGUCGAAAACUAAAUCACUUUGCUAAGGUGUGUUAUACAAAAUUGCAUACUGUAAGAGCGGUGAACAACAACGAACUGAAUAAUUCCAGUGGUGAAGAGUAUUACUGCGGGUCUGUAUUACACAUUACUGAUUGUUUAAAUAUUUGUUGGGAAGAAAAAUUAUUGAUAGAAAAUAGCAUUUAUGUUAAAUUUAAAUUGGACACAGGUUCUGAGGUUAAUUUAAUACCAUACCAAGUUUACAACAAAUUAUUAAAGUUAAAAAAGCUGAGUUUAAAUAAAUGUAAAGUUAGAUUAAAUGCAUACAAUAAAUCAAGUAUAAAUGUAUAUGGAACUGUAAUGUUAGAAAUAAAAUUGGGAUCUAAGUCAUAUUUUAUAGAUUUUAUAGUUACAGAGUCAGGAUAUCUGCCAACUUUAGGUAAAGAUACAUGUGUUUUGCUUGGGUUAAUAGAAAGGAAACAGGUCAACAAUAUUAAGACUGAAACUAGUGGAACCAUAGACAAAAGUGAAGUUAUUCAUAAAUUUUCUGAUGUCUUUACAGGUUCAGGCAGGUUUCCUGAGCUGCAUGAGUUGAAACUAAAACCAGACUCAGAACCUGUAUCUAAACCUCCACAUAGGGUACCUAUAAAAUUAAAAGAAAAACUAAAAAUUGAACUAGAACGUUUAUGCCAUCUGGGUGUUAUUUCCAAACAAAAAGAACCUACUGAAUGGAUUAAUAGAAUUGUGAUUGUUGAAAAGGAUGAAGACUCUAUUAGGGUGUGCCUAGAUCCUAAAGCCCUUAAUAAGUGUAUCUUAAAAAAAUAUUAUGAGAUACCUACAAUUAAUGAUUUAAAAACAAAGAUAGGUAAGGCAAAGUUUUUCUCUGUGUUAGAUUUGAAAGAAUCUUUCUGGCAAAUAGGUUUGUCAGAGGACAGUAAAAAGUUAUGUACCUUUUCAACUGUUUUUGGAACAUACUCCUUUAAUGUACUACCUUUUGGCCUCGAUGUUUCUGCUGAAAUUUUUCAAGAAAAUUGUGAAAAACACUUUAAUGGUAUUGAUAAUAUUUUUAUUUAUAUCGAUGAUUUUUUAAUCUAUGGCCGUACUAAAGCUGAACAUGAUAUAGCUUUAAAUAGAGUACUGUCACGGGCUAGGGAACUCAAUAUCAAGUUUAAUCUUAAAAAAUUCCAGUAUCUUCCAAAUACAGUUAAAUAUUUUGGUCAUGAAAUUAAGGAUGGGUGUCUGUUACCUGAUAGAAAGAAGAUAGAAGCAAUUUCAAACUAUGACAUACCAAAAGACAAAAAGAGCUUACAGCGUUUCUUGGGAAUGGUAAAUUAUCUAAGGGAUUUCAUUCCAAACUUAUCUGAAAUCACCUUUCCAUUGCGUGAAUUAUUAAAAAAAGAUGUAGUUUUUCAGUGGAAUGAUAAUGUACAUUCUAAAUGUAUUGAAGAUAUAAAAUGUAUAAUUAUUAGUCCUCCUGUUCUUCAAAACUUUGAUUCGAGUCUUCCAAUAGUAAUUCAAACAGAUAGUUCACAAAGUGCCAUUGGCAGUGUACUCAUACAAAAUAACCACCCGAUAGCAUUUGCAUCGAAAAGUUUGAGUAAAACUGAAUGUGAGUAUGGUCAAAUUGAUAAAGAGUUUUUAGCUGUUUUAUUUGCAUGUCAAAAAUUUCAUUACUAUAUAUACGGUAGACAUAUAACAAUUCAAACUGAUCAUCAACCACUAGUUGCAUUGAUGAAUAAAGAACUGCAUGCAAUCAGUUCACAAAGACU